Panonychus citri (citrus red mite) is the source of this 967-nucleotide messenger RNA. RefSeq lists its product as uncharacterized. The coding region runs from base 105 to 476 and encodes 123 amino acids. The transcript has 2 exons. Gene Ontology annotation, molecular function: protein heterodimerization activity. Gene Ontology annotation, biological process: tRNA methylation; peptidyl-glutamine methylation; rRNA (guanine-N7)-methylation. The record is from RefSeq and is a predicted model, not a curated record. Lineage: Eukaryota; Metazoa; Arthropoda; Arachnida; Trombidiformes; Tetranychidae.
CAUGUGUUUGGAAAUAGAAAUCAAAACAUAAAGAUUUUGUUUCGGUUCAAUUUUGCAUUUUGCUUUUUUAAUUGUUUGUUAAUCAAUCGAAUCAAAGAAUUAAAAUGAAAUUAUUAACUCAUAACAUGUUAACCUCUCGAUGUUUGAAAGGAGUAACUAAUGGUUAUCCAUUGAAAAUUGUGGCAAAUGAAUUUAAAACGGAAAAUGUUGAUUAUAAUGGUGAAUUUAUUACCCGAGUUAUUCCUAAGGUUGAUUGGAAGGUUCUAAGUACUACUGCUUCGGAAUUUGGUGUAACCCUACCAGAAGAUGUUCCGGUUGACAUUGAAAAGAAUGAGGAUUUACUGAGGAAAGUUCAUCAUGCUCUUCUCGAGAUUGAGAUCACCCAAGGAGAUUUAGUCUGCCCUGAGACUGGAAGGAAAUUUCCAAUCAAACAGGGUAUUCCGAAUAUGCUUGUCAAUGAAGAUGAAGUUAAAUAGAUCAACAACAAUAUCUCUCUCUCUCUAAUAAAUUACACCGAUAAUCAUUUAAAUCUCUGUGCCAUCUAACAAGACCAUCUUCUCAUUUACAUCUAUGGAUUAAUAAGGAAAAUCGUAACUAAGAUUGUCAAUGUUUUAAGUGUUUACAUUUGCCAAACAAUUGAUUAUCUUUCAUCAUAAAUUACCUUUGGUUUAUUCAGAACCAACAAUUAACCAGCAAGAAAACAAAACAAAGUCAUUUGAAAGCUAAAAUUGAUCAACGUAAAUUGUUGAUGAUUUCAAACAUUUCUAAUUCAAUUGUGUUACAUUUUCAUCUUGUUUUCAACAAUUGAAUUAACCACAUGGUACAUUCUAAUAUUAUAUUUAUAUUGUCUAAUUAACUGUCAUCCAAUUAUUGUGUUAAAUUCAAUAGUUGAGGUUUCAAUAUUAUUGAUGGUUAAUUGUUAACACUGUUUACAACUGAUAAUAAACUCAAAUUUAAUUUCAAUCAA